Messenger RNA from Plectropomus leopardus (leopard coralgrouper), 328 nucleotides. RefSeq names its product SLC35A4 upstream open reading frame protein. The record is from RefSeq and is a predicted model, not a curated record. Lineage: Eukaryota; Metazoa; Chordata; Actinopteri; Perciformes; Serranidae.
CGAGCAAAGAUGGCGGAUGACAAGGAUCCUCUGAAACAGUUAAAAGAUUUGACGCAGCUCAAACAUCAGCUGGAGGAAAUCCAGAGGCGAGUAGAGAGCGAAGUUUCUGUGGGAAUUCCUCAGGGAGGCUCUGUGUUUGGAUCUCCAUUUUUGAAGGGCUUACUGGCUGGCUAUGUGGUUGCCAAGCUACGCUCCUCUGCCAUCCUGGGAGUGCUGCUGGGAACAAUCACUGGAAUGUACGCGGCACAGAACUAUCAAGUGCCCAACACUGAAAGGACCGUGAAAGACUAUAUGAGCAGCUUGAAAAAAGGACCAAAAUAAUCUGGUC